Mesorhabditis spiculigera is the source of this 303-nucleotide messenger RNA. NCBI's taxonomy places the organism in Eukaryota, Metazoa, Nematoda, Chromadorea, Rhabditida, Rhabditidae. The record is from the annotation of a GenBank genome assembly.
AUGGAUGGCAUUCCUGGCGUUACACAAGAUGCCGUUGAACCAGGUACCUAUUGGUAUCACAUUCUCAUCCAAGACAGUGUAAACCAAGUGGAUAAAGUUUAUGAAUGGAUGAGUUCCAGCGACAUGAAUACGAGUGAUUCCGACAAUAUGGGUAUGAAAGAGAUGAAUCAUAAUGAAAUGAAUAUGUCCGGAUCGGAUAUGAACAUGGACGAGAACACUACGGCUCCUGGAGAACGUUAUGAUAUUGAAUUUACGGCCCUAAUCCAGGCUCCUGGCUGCUUGAAGAACAUGGAGAUUGAAUCA